Messenger RNA from Aspergillus nidulans FGSC A4, 2263 nucleotides. RefSeq lists its product as uncharacterized. The transcript has a single exon. NCBI's taxonomy places the organism in Eukaryota, Fungi, Ascomycota, Eurotiomycetes, Eurotiales, Aspergillaceae. The coding region runs from base 1 to 2067 and encodes 688 amino acids. The record is from RefSeq and is a predicted model, not a curated record.
AUGCUUGCGACCUCACCUCACUGCGCCCCUCCUGGCGUGAACGGGUUUGCGCUGCCGCAGUUGAAGCGGAAGCGAUCUGACUCGAGCGAGUCAACUACCACUCGAGAUGCACCGGUCGCAACAAAGCUACGAAUUAGUGAUGCGUCAGCAAAGCACAUCUCCGAGCAGCGCACCUCUGCGCCGUCCACUGGCAAGGGUGGCAAGGAUGAUGCAAGCGAUAUACCAGCGGAGCCUCUCACCGACCAGACUGCGAUGCGCGCCCCAGAUAUGCCACCUUUAUUGUCGAAUGGAGGUAGCUCUGACCCGUCCGCUCCUUCGCGCGACGACCAGAAGGGCUCAGCGCGCAAGGUCAAUGUAGACAGGUUGCGCGAAACUCUUGAAGCUCAGCUGAGCCUUGAGGUUUUGCUGAAACAUAACGAACUUCGCUUUAUCGACCAAGAGAUCGCUAAAUGUCAGGUCGCCUUGGAGCAACUGCGCCGAUGCGCCGAAAUCCCUUAUCCCGGUUCGCACGCUACUGGUCCAUCGCUUUCAGUCAGCAACGGAACAGGAAUGUCGGUAUGGGCUCCUGGAAAUGGACCUGCACCGCGUUCUCCAGCGCCUUGGGGCGUCACAAACGGCCCUUACACGCGCCACUACUCUCGAUGGUUGUUACCAGAUCCCCGUUUUGAUGGUGGCGAGGUUGAACCGAUGACACCUAUGGGCAUGGGCGCGACGACUCCUCUGGAAGGCCGUUCAACGCGCGGAAAUCCUAUCGACACUGCCUAUUUGGCUGGAAAAUCUACAAGACCUCAACGGGGAUCUACUGGGACGAAGCUUCAAUCUUUACCCAGCGGCUACCCAGCUCCUAAAGAGCGAGCUGGACCGAUGAUUAUCCGACGAAAGUCGGAUGGUGUUCUUGUCAAAUUAGUCUGCCUAGAUUGCCGGAGAGACAACUUUUCCAGCACACAGGGCUUCAUUAACCACUGUCGUAUCGCGCAUAACCGCAAUUUCGCAAGCCACGAUGCUGCCGCGAUGGCUUCUGGGGAACCUGUCGAUGUGGAUGAUGCUGGUGCCGUUAUUGGUGGCAAAAAUGAACCUUCAACUGGCUUAACGCCCGGUUUUGUCCAUCCCUUGAUCCGCUCCGCUCAUGGUAUCGAAUCGACACCUAGAACGCCAUCAGCGUCAGGAUCAUCGGAUACGGAACUCUUGAAGCGGUCAUCGACGGUGGAAACACCUCGUACUUCAUCAAAUACGCCAGUGGGGCCAAACAAACCUGCGACGAAAGCUGCAAACGACGCUUUUACUGCUUCUGAGGAUACUCCACACUUAUCGUCCUUAAUGAAAAUGCGAGGUGUUGGUCUCGACCUUGGCCAGUUAGUUGGAGAGGCCAAAACCGCAGUGGACCUCAAUGAAUACACUUCUGAUGAGGGCGACUCGGAACCGGAGCCUGAACCACCAACGCCGUCCGUAAAGACAAAGCCUAAUAAACCGCUCGCAACCCGUGCUGGACGCCAACCAAUGCGAACAACAGCUUCGCAGACAGCCUCUGAGCGCCCUGAUGGCCACAAGGGCGUCGAGCGGCCAAAUCAUAAGCCCCUUGCGCUGGAGACACUGACGCCUACCCGGCCGUCGGUGCCUUAUCAGUCUCCUUAUCCGCCGACCGGCCCUCAAGUGAACGAGUUGCGGGAGCUGGAUUUGAGCCCAAACACUGUUGAGUCAAAUCAAGCCCCCAGCCUUGUGAGCGAUGAUGACGACUAUGAAGUGGCGUCCGAUUCUGAUAGCCCCGGGCCCUGCUCAUCUGAUGCAGAGCAUGGGGACGACUUCGGCCUCAUUGAUGUCGAGGACGACGAUACGAAUGGUUCGACUACUGCCAGCGAUUCAAACCCUAAGGCAGACGUAGGGCUAGGCAGUGCCGCUAAGCCUUUGAAACAUGGCAGCAUACGAAAGAAAGGACAGUACCCGAUUUCGUCGUCAGUCGUUCCGCUCAGUCGGGGCAAAGAGGAGAAGCGUGUAAGCUUUAUAAGUCCAAGCUCAAGCCCCGACCAGGGCGAGGCCAAGAAGGAUAGCAAGCGAUCUCCUGAUCGAUAAAGAAGAUAGAAUUUCCGCCAUUCUUACUCGGCCCUUUGCUAUUUGAUCAUGUAUCUCUCUUCUACCGUGUAUGAAUCGAUACGUUAAGACCUUGCUGAGGCUUGUUCGGCCAUGCUCUGUUUGGCUUGCGGGGACGUUCUGGCUCAUUUAUGACUCAUGAUGUAUUAAAGCAAACAAUUUGAUAUUAUCGCUGAGG